AUGGCUGGGAACAACGCCGAACGGAGCUCAGAAUUCGAGAAAAUGGUGUCUGUCGACCUCGCCCAGCACUAUCCUACUGUGGCUGCUAUCAGUUCUAAGCAGCCAGAAAUCACCUCGCGAGCCCUGCCCUUCGGCAGACAGAUCGGCCUCAGCUCGAUCGAUGGCCCUACCUAUGUGACAGCCCAGACGCUGGUCCAGCAAGUCGCAUACUUGCUCUCAGACAAAAUAUGGUCCUACAGUCCCGAGACCUUUGACCUCGAUGUGUCAGCACGACAAUGGUCGCAGGAGCAGCAGAAGAACGUGCAUGGCUAUAUUCCAAAGACUCAGUCUAUGGACAUCCGAGCUGGUGCAGGAACAGCUGCCCUUGGAUAUCUAUUUUCCAAGGACUUUGAUGUUAAGAGAAGGCACAUUCCACAAGCAGUACUUGCCUCGUCUGCUGCUCUUGCCUACAUGCGACAAGCCCUAGACCAGCUCUCCUUGCUCUACGGAGUCGCAAAUCCAUUUGUAGCUCACGUUGCUGCUGCAGGAUACGAUGGUAGCAAGCAGGGCACCUUGGCUUCGGACUAUAUCUCUUCCAUGUGGCUAGCAGAAGAUCUUGGGUUCAGUCUGAUCUCUAGUCAAUCGGCUCACGAAGCUCAGCACAUCUCGCUCCUUGCCACGUUGCUUGCUCAAGAUGGACCUGUACUGCACACCUACGAUGGUGUCAAGAUGGCACGAGACACUACUAGAGUUAUCGACACUCUGGGUCAAGCCAACCUGCGCAAGUCGUACCAAAAUGUCUUGGAGGCCACUUCAAGCGACGAACACAAGCAUUCGACCCCUGAGGGCAAAGUCUUGAAGACGAUCAAGGCUUUCAACGAAGAGCUUGGCACAGAUUACAAGGCAUUUGAAUACUACGGUCACUCUGCAGCUGAGCAAGUCCUUGUCACCUUUGGCUCCGUUGAGUCCUCUUUGGCUGCUCAAGUUGCUGAGAAGCUUGCUCAUGCUGAUAACAAGAUUGGUGUUGUAAAUGUUCGACUAUACCGACCUUUUAUUGACGAGUCUUUCCUCAAGGCUCUACCUAGCACUGUCAGGAUGAUCGGUGUAUUAGGUCAGGUAACCUCGGCUCAAGAAGUCGCUGAAAGCGGUAUUCGAUCACGACUCUAUGAGGACGUGCUCGCUGCUGUCUCCUUCAACAAUAUUCUGCAAUCAACCCCGGAAAUACGAGACAUUAAGUUUUCCAGGUCCGAAUCAUGGUCGCCUCAGAGCAUCACUGGUGUAUAUCACAUGCUCGCUGGCAAGCCGGUUGACACCAUUUCCCAAGCUGAACUCGCGCCUAUCCUCCUCGACAGUGAUGUCAGGCAGUAUACUUUCUGGAAUGUGGAUGAUUCUCCAUCAGCUGACGCAGCUCUAUCUCUUGCUCAGGCACUUGCCAAGGACUCUACCUACAACGUUGCCGUCAGUCAAGCACACAAUAACCUGAUUCUGGGAGGAAUCCACCGAGUUGACGUGCGCAAGUCUUCAAAGAGCCUCGACGCUGCCUACACCAUCACAGAAGCCAACGCUGCUGUGGUCACUGACGUUGCGCUUUUGGACAAAAUUGACGUCCUGUCAUCCGUUGAGCAGGAUGGCAAGCUCAUUCUUAUCCUGCCUGGCGUCAAGGACGAGGAUGUCGAGAAGAAAAUUCCAGCUAUGGCCAAGAAGCAGAUCGCUAAGCGCAACAUUGAAUUGUAUUUGAUCAACCCUGACGCUACCGAACUCGAUAAGGAAGACAAGCAAUUGGCUUCGCUGAUUACACAAGUCGCGUUUCUACGCGUUGCUCUGUCCAAGAACGAGGAGGUCGGUCUCCAGAAGCUCGCGCAGUUUGUUAGCAAUACUCAGACCCUGGAGCAGAUCGCCGCGGAUCUAGAAAAGACCCUACGUCAGAUCGAGGUGCCUAAAGAAUGGGCCGAGACUGAGAUCGAUGAUUCUAAAGCAGCACCACCAACAAGCAUUACCACAAACAGCUUUGAGUCAUGGGACAAAUCCGAAGUGGAGCCACCUUCUCUGCUAAGGACAUGGCAGAAAGCUGCCAAGGGCCUGCUGUUCAAGGAAGCAUACGGCACCCAAGACAAGCUCCGACCUGAUCUGCCUGUGAAGACCCAUACUGUUCACGUCAAGGAGAAUCGUCGCCUCACCCCUAUAACAUAUGACCGAAAUAUUUUCCACAUCGAGUUCGAUCUUGGCACUUCUGGUCUUACCUAUGCUAUUGGUGAAGCUCUUGGUAUUCACGCCGAGAACGACCACGACCAGGUCAUGGAGUUCAUUAAGUGGUAUGGUUUGGAUCCAGAUGAGGUUGUCGAAGUUCAAGCUCGUGAAGGCGUUGACAAAUUUGAAAACCGUACGGUCUACCAGUCACUCAUGCAGAAUGUGGACAUCUUCGGCCGGCCACCUAAGAAGUUCUACGAGGCUCUUGCCGAGUAUUGCUCGGACGACGAAGAGAGAAAGAACUUGCUCACCAUUUCCGGGCCAGAGGGCUACAAGGAAUUCCAGAGGCGAGCCGAAGUCGACACAGUAACUUACGCUGAUGUCCUUCUAGAAUUCCCAUCUGCCCAUCCCUCUUUCCAUGAGAUUGUGCGUAUCGUUGCACCAAUGAAGCGACGAGAGUACUCUAUUGCUUCCUGCCAGGCAGUAACGCCUACCACUGUUGCACUAAUGAUUGUGGUAGUCAAUUGGACCGACCCUAGAGGCCGUGACCGCUUUGGUCAAGCCACUCGCUACCUUUACAAACUGCGACCUGGUCAAGCUGUUACAGUCUCUGUCAAACCAUCGGUCAUGAAACUGCCCUCGAAAUCAACACAACCUAUCAUCAUGGCUGGUCUUGGUACAGGUCUUGCGCCAUUCCGUGCCUUCGUCCAGCACCGCGCUAUGGAGAAGGCACAAGGCAAGGAGAUUGGAGCAGUCCUAUUGUACAUGGGUUCGCGUCAUCAACGAGAAGAGUACUGCUACGGCGAAGAAUGGGAAGCUUAUCAGGCUGCUGGUGUAAUCACUCUUCUGGGCCGUGCUUUCUCUCGAGAUCAACCACAGAAGAUCUACAUUCAAGACAGGAUGCGACAGACCAUCGACGACAUCGUGCAGGCCUACCGCAAGGAGGAAGGCUGCUUCUAUCUCUGUGGACCUACCUGGCCAGUAGCGGAUGUCACGAACGUGCUUGAAGAGGCUAUUGCCAAGGAGUGGCAAGCUAACGGAACGAAGGUGAAAAAGGGCGAGACAUCUAAGGAGAUCAUGAAGCUGAAAGACGAAAACAGAUACGUGCUUGAGGUCUAUUAA
Lithohypha guttulata is the source of this 3288-nucleotide messenger RNA. It is a transcript of the gene MET10, whose product is annotated as sulfite reductase [NADPH] flavoprotein component. Bases 1 to 3288 code for a protein of 1095 amino acids. Gene Ontology annotation, cellular component: cytosol. Lineage: Eukaryota; Fungi; Ascomycota; Eurotiomycetes; Chaetothyriales; Trichomeriaceae. Gene Ontology annotation, molecular function: sulfite reductase (NADPH) activity; FMN binding; oxidoreductase activity, acting on the aldehyde or oxo group of donors. The record is from RefSeq and is a predicted model, not a curated record. The transcript is spliced from 2 exons.